AUGGCAGUACUGCAAAAUGCCCGGGGCGGUUGGGGUCUUCAGGAUCAGCACCAACGUGUUAUAAGGCGUCUGGGGUACGCCUAUGACGAAACGUCCUCUGUUAAUGACAGUUCGCUGAGCACUAUUUACGUCGAGUACAUCGUCCCGUCUGCCCCUACCUUACAGCUACAAAAUGUGGUCAACUUCAUUAUUCCUCACUGCACUGGCCAGCGGCGCCAUAGCAACUCAAUACGCCCUUGGGGGGAGCUAUGGGGAGGCUCCCUCCCGCCUCGUUUUAAUGAGCCCACUCACGACCUGAUCGAGAAGGCCAACCAGAAUCCGACUUUGACACAGUCUGUGUCUUUCAAGCCUCUCGAGCAGUAUUGGCAGUUCUUAGGUGACGGCUCGGUGAUCAAGGAUGCUGAAUGGACAUGGCGCAUCAACGUCACCAACAUCGAUGCGCCAGACGCAGACACAAAUGGUUCUAUCACUGGCUCUCAUGUGGUCGAGACGUAUGAUUUCACUUGGCUAGUCAGUGGCAACAUCUCGACAGCAUUAGACGGAACCACGAACCGUCUUUGUGUCAAAACGUUAGGGGACUGGGUGGACCUCCCAGCGAACGUAACGAAUGCCUAUGGGGACAAUGAUCGUGACAGCACAGACUGCGGACCGGUAUUGGGCCAGGACUGUGUUAAUGCUAUACUGGCUCAAGGUUCCAGACCCAGCGCCACCGACUGCAACUUCAACCUCGCCAGCUCAUCGUGGGCUCAAAUACCCGAGUGUCGGGAUUCGUUUGGCGUCACGUCGAAGGCUUUCCACGGCUUCUCGGAACAGUAUUACGGAUUCAGUCUUUUCAAGAACAACAGCAAGAUCUUAACCAGCGGUCGGGGAUUCUUAUGGAACAUCACCGAGCCUGUGGACGGAACCAACAGCCGGAGCUUUCACAACCUUGCGAACAAACUUCACAUCUUGCUGCUGGAUAUGAGUUUCAGUUUCGUGGCUCCGGGGAAGUACCCAGGGCCGCAGCUCCUCUGCACGUGUGUCAACACUACGAAGCUGUCGGAGGUUGAUAUCGACGGCGAUGGUGUGGCAUUUACUAGCGAAACUGUUCUUGAAAGUAGGAGCUUGGGUGCAUCGAUUCAUCGUAUGGCAUACCACUGGCCUUGGGUGAUGAUCUUUUCCUUCUCAGCCACCUUUCUAGCAUUCUUGUAG
Messenger RNA from Anthostomella pinea, 1191 nucleotides. Lineage: Eukaryota; Fungi; Ascomycota; Sordariomycetes; Xylariales; Xylariaceae. The record is from the annotation of a GenBank genome assembly.